GUUGAUUGAUGGUUGCAAAUUGUAAAUGCCGUGUUAAUUUGUGUUUCGACAAGUUUUCGGGAUUGCAAAGUAAUAUUUCUGAUAAUGUAUCUUUAAUUUUUACAGAAAAGUUAUUUUAAACAACUAGGACCAUUAGUAAUUUGAAAUUCACAAUGGGGGACAAUUUCCAAAAUAAAACCACAAUGGCACCGGUCAUGAUGGACUACGACUUCAAAGUGAAGACCCAAAAUGAGAGAUCUAAAGUGGAAGAUCUGUUUGACUACGAAGGCUGCAAAGUAGGGAGAGGAACGUAUGGUCAUGUAUACAAAGCUAGGAGGAAAGACGGGUCUGAUACUAAAGAUUACGCACUAAAACAAAUUGAAGGUACAGGCUUAUCCAUGUCAGCUUGUAGAGAGAUCGCUUUGUUACGAGAACUAAAACAUCCUAACGUUAUAAAUCUUAUUCGAGUAUUUCUCUCACACACUGAUCGCAAAGUUUGGUUAUUGUUUGAUUAUGCUGAACAUGAUCUUUGGCACAUUAUCAAGUUCCAUCGAGCUGCUAAGGCAAACAAGAAAUCUGUAAUGGUACCCAAAGGGAUGGUAAAGAGUCUUUUGUAUCAGAUAUUAGAUGGCAUCCACUAUUUGCAUUCAAAUUGGGUGUUGCACAGAGAUUUGAAACCAGCUAAUAUCCUAGUAAUGGGAGAAGGUCCAGAGAGGGGCAGGGUCAAGAUAGCAGAUAUGGGUUUUGCCAGGUUGUUCAAUGCACCGUUGAAGCCUCUUGCUGAUCUGGACCCAGUAGUGGUGACAUUUUGGUAUCGAGCUCCGGAACUGCUUCUUGGUGCUAGACAUUACACAAAGGCUAUUGAUAUCUGGGCGAUAGGCUGCAUUUUCGCCGAACUGUUGACUUCUGAACCAAUAUUCCACUGCCGACAGGAGGACAUAAAAACCAGCAAUCCUUACCAUCAUGAUCAGUUGGACCGGAUAUUCAAUGUCAUGGGUUUCCCACAGGAAAAAGACUGGGAAGAUAUUAGGAAAAUGCCAGAACAUGCUACUUUAGUUAAGGACUUUAAGAGAUCGAACUAUCAAAACUGUUCACUGAGCAAGUACAUGGACAGACACAAGAUCAAGCCUGACAGUAAGGCAUUUAGUUUAUUACAACGAUUAUUACUAAUGGAUCCUAAUAGGAGAAUCACAUCGGAACAGGCUAUGCAGGAUCCCUACUUCACUGAAGAUCCUCUGCCUACACAGGAUGUGUUCGCCGGUUGUCCCAUACCUUACCCGAAGCGAGAGUUCCUCACAGACGACGAUCAAGAUGACAAGAGCGACUCUAAGGCUAGGCAGAACCAACAACAACAGCAACCGAAUACGCAACAAAAUCAAGUACAGCAAAAUAACCAUGACCAUGCGGCUAACAACGCCAAGAGGAUGAGAAUGCAAGGCCCAAACCAAGGCAACAACACGACUGGCGGCGGCCAACAGGAGUUCCAUCAACAACAACAAAUGAUGUUUGGCGGACAACAACAGGGUGGCGGCUCGCAACAACAAGGCAACUUCCAACAAAGAUUUUAGGAGAUGCUAUAGUCAAAUAUCAUCAGUUUAAGUUAUUAUACUUCUUAGGUAUUUUGUCGUAUGAAGUAUGCUGCGAGAACUCACUCUAGGAAGAUUCAGGCUAGGUAAGCAUGCUUUCAAGCCACGUUCUCACUUCCUAUAUUUUUUACCAUAAGCAAAAAAAUAAAUCUAUAAUAAAGGAAAACUAAAUAAUCUAAAAAAUAUAUAAUUUAAUUAACGACAAUCUCGGAACGUCUCAGGCAUUUGGUUUUUAAAUCUUUUAAGAAGUAAAAACCUUCACAUAAAAGUACGGUACUUGCAUUACAAAUCUUAACUUUGGUUAGUUAAUAUUCAAAAUUAAAUUGUUUGUAUAAUAUUGAAAAUAAUUCAUCUUUUUUCUAUUAUACUCUUAUAAAUUGGUAUUAUUUUGUUAUCGACGGCCAAAUACUUAUUUACAAUUAAAUCAAAAAAGUAUUUAAGUCUCGCCUGUGUAUUAUCUGUUGUACGAUAGAAUAUAAGCGCCAAGUUCAAACUAUUCAAUGGUGCUGAUUCCAGCACCCACCAUCUAAUUUUAAGUUAUACCUGUCAUUUUCGUAUUCGCCGAAAAGGAAAGGGAUGGGUAAUCGCUGUGGGUA
This is a messenger RNA of Pectinophora gossypiella (pink bollworm), 2161 nucleotides long. It is a transcript of the gene Cdk8, whose product is annotated as cyclin-dependent kinase 8. The record is from RefSeq and is a predicted model, not a curated record. Lineage: Eukaryota; Metazoa; Arthropoda; Insecta; Lepidoptera; Gelechiidae. The transcript is spliced from 8 exons. Bases 153 to 1547 code for a protein of 464 amino acids. Gene Ontology annotation, molecular function: RNA polymerase II CTD heptapeptide repeat kinase activity; cyclin-dependent protein serine/threonine kinase activity; ATP binding. Gene Ontology annotation, cellular component: mediator complex; nucleus. Gene Ontology annotation, biological process: protein phosphorylation.